AUGGAAGAUAAUGCCGAACUUCAGAGGGAAGAAAUUGAUGUUUUACAGACAAUAUUUGACAAUGAGAUUACGCUCAAGAGUGACUCGGAUCAACUGAGUGUGACGAGAUCUAUUACCAUUUCAGUGCCUGGUCCACGUUCCAUUGUCCUCCUGGUUCAUCUGCCUCAAGGUUAUCCGUCCACAGACGCCCCAGUUGCUGAAAUUUACGAGUCUUUUGGACUCACGAAUGCUCAACGAGACGAGAUCAUACAAAAUCUGACAACAAUUUUUGAACGAUCGGGUGGUCAAGUUUGUCUUUACGAGUGGAUUGAAAAUGUGAGGGAGAAAUAUACCACUAUUGAGCUGGAUACUGCUCCAGAGAAUGCCAGAGAUAACGAUAUUAAGAAAGCUGAACUUGAUGCCGUGCAAUCAUUCGAGUCGGACUCGCAAACGCUACGUCCUCGUGUUCGGACAGCGCAAUUGGUGCGUGACUUGAAACGUGAAGCAGUGAUUGCACCGCUGAUAGUGCACGGUACAGCGAUCGUUGACCGCAAAAGUACCUUCAUCGCACACGCAUGUCCUGUCAAGUGCGUUGAAGACGUACGCUCGUUUCUCGCUUUGGUGCUUGACGAUCAUAAGAUUGAGCGAGCAAUUCACAACAUGCUCGCGUAUCGCAUUAUUGGUGAAUGUAUCGUUAAGGAUAAUGAUGAGGACGGAGAGCACGGAGCUGGAAGCAAACUUUCGAACCUGCUAGAGCUGCUCAAGGCUGAGAAUGUGGCUAUCCUGGUGACGCGAUGGUACGGUGGUAUAAAGCUUGGUCCUGAUCGCUUCAAGCACAUUAACGCAUGCGCUCGACUAGUACUGGAAGAAAACGGGCUUUUGAACGAGGCAAAUCUCCACCACGGCACCAGGAAGAAAAAGAAGAGGUAA
Molecule: messenger RNA, 909 nt
Organism: Peronospora farinosa
Lineage: Eukaryota; Oomycota; Peronosporomycetes; Peronosporales; Peronosporaceae
Source: the annotation of a GenBank genome assembly